UACGACAAGGAAAGAUCUCAGCCUUCCGCCUUCUUUCCAAGAUGCCUUGAAGUUGAUGGUGCCCAUGACCCCGACGCGGAAGCAGUUGCUUUUAUAGGCACAUUUGGGUCAGCCACAUGUGAUGGAUUGUCCGCGACGAAUCAUACUGUCAAUUCCGAGGGCCGAGCUGUACCUAAGCCUGUCCUUCACACUUGCUCUUUGUCCGAGAUGCAUGCCCCAACGUCCAAAUUGAAUCUGGCUAUUUCUUCUCCAGCUGCGGCCUCGCCGUUGACACCAAUGUUUGACGAGGUCGAGGGGCAACAAAAAGGCAACUAUGUUCAUAUCCAGUCACAAGAGGCCAGCGGUCAACAUUUUAUUGCCGAAGCAAGCUUAACUGAAGGAGGGACUCACUUCUUGCGUGCUGGGGAUAAUGCUCAAUCUGUUGCUUCGGAAGAAAAAGCGCUUGCCAAUGCCUCUUAUCUUUCGCAUUCUCAGGCUUCGCGAGUUGGCGAAUCGACUAAUUCUCAAACCUCGGUCGUACCUGCAUCAACUGCGUCAGAUCAUUUUCAAUCCAACGACUUCAAUCCGCUCAUAGAUUUUCAGGGUCCCUGUUCAAUUGUGAUGCAAAAUCUCACCGGUGGCAAUGGUUGGUAUGGAACUGCGCCUUGUUUACAUGAAAUGCUGAACGACGAUUUGAAUUCAGAGGCGUCUCCAUUCAGCUUUGACUGGGAGAAGGAAAAUCCUAUGGAGUAA
Protopolystoma xenopodis is the source of this 732-nucleotide messenger RNA. Lineage: Eukaryota; Metazoa; Platyhelminthes; Monogenea; Polystomatidea; Polystomatidae. The record is from the annotation of a GenBank genome assembly.